Molecule: messenger RNA, 1494 nt
Organism: Colletotrichum abscissum
Lineage: Eukaryota; Fungi; Ascomycota; Sordariomycetes; Glomerellales; Glomerellaceae
Exons: 1
Coding region: 1-1494 (497 amino acids)
Source: RefSeq, a predicted model, not a curated record
AUGCAGAAUUCCCCACCGCUUAAGGUCGCGAAGCGCAGGGCUAGGCCCGUGAAAGCAGCGCAGCCGAGCACAGCUUCUUCCCCUUUGGCACCGGCCACAACGGGGACGACGCCCGAUCAGCCACCACGCCGAGCUUCAGUCAAUGUUCCUUCUUGGAAUCAAUUCGCCGGCCCCAGUUGGACCCCAAAUUCUGAGAAGCCUGAUGAAUCUGAGGUGGACACCCCGUCGAAGAAAAGCGUCCCCAGAAACAGAUCAACAUCUGCGAUGUCGUUGAAAUCGGCAAAACCUCCCCACAUCGAGAGACCUGACAACCUUGGGCGAAAUUCUGGCGACCUUGGCAACGUCACUCGGGCUAAGCCAUCUUUGCACAGUUCUUACACUUCCCCAAGCCUAACCUCUGAAAUUGAAAGACGAAAUCAACGGCCUGUCGUACAGGAUCGAAGUGCAAGCGAGCAACCUUCAACGCCAGCAAAGAAGCUUAGCGGCCCCCAAAUCGACCGCAAACUUGAGUUCAUGAUCAAGGCCGGCCCUAAGGCAAAGUCUGCGGGCUUCCUCUAUGUACAGGUCACCCAGCCACGCGAGAUCAAACAACGUCUACUCAAAAUCGGCGUCACCAAAUUCCUUCCAGAAAAGCGUGGCAAAGACAUUCAGUCCCAGUGCAAACACCCAGAGUUUUUUGAACAUGAAGAUGCACCAGCAGUGAAAUUCUCCUGGAACGGCUUUGCCGAAAAGCUGGUCCACGCCGAGUUGACCAACUUUUGUCGAUCAUGGGCCUGCGGCUGCGGAAAGAAGCACAGAGAAUAUUUCGAAGUGAGUGAUGAAAUCGCUCUGGAGGUCUGGAGCAGAUGGACAAAGUUUUGUGAACAGGAGCCGUGGGAUUCCCAAGGCAGGCUGUUGCCAAUGUGGGAACAUAGACUGCGGCAUAGAGUUCGGUUCACCGACUCAAAACAAGAUUUCGAUCAUGGAGAGCUUGCCAAACACUGGCGAACAUGUGUCUUGCCAAGUUCGAUAGAGCUCCUCAUAAACGACACUCGGGUUCUCUGGAAUCAUAUCUACCCCAAUCGUUGGCAUUUUGCUGCCGUGGCGGAGGCACUUACAAUGGUUUUCAUAUGGCCAACUUCUUUCUGGACAUCAAUGUGGUGGAAGGUGAUUCUCGUUCUAGCUAUGCUGGAGCUAUUUUGCCUGGACGGCAUGUACAUGAAGGAGUCUUUUUCCAGCCUUCUGAGUGGAAGUCUUCAACGCGUCAAACUUUGGUCGCUAUCGGACUUGCCAGAGCAUGGGCCAGACCUAGAAGCCAAAGAUCCCUCGCCAGCCGUCUCUUCUGAGCAGCAAGCUCAAAAUGGGCUUCAUGAAGAUGCAGACACAGAGAUGAUGGAGGAUGUUCCCAAUGGCGAGGAUGACGACAUUGUUGAUGGAGAGUGGGAUGAGUCUGAUAACAGCAGUGACGAUGAUCAGGUUAUGGACGAAGAUGUUCUUUCUGAUCAGAGUCCCUAG